ACAGAGGAGGGAACUUUGCAUUGGAGCAGUGAGGCCAAAGUUGCAGCACAGGGGGCUGAACUUGUGCACCCCUUAUUUUUAAAGAGUUUUUUUUUUAAGAGUCUUUAUCAGAGGAAUUGAGUGAGGAGUGGUUGAAAACGGUGAGCUAAAUAUCAGGAUCGUAACCGACCGGAGCCAGGAGCGGAAAACACCCUUUGCCUGCUGAGUGAAACUAACCUGCAUGAAAUCAACCUGCUGUUGCAAAGUUUCUGUGGAGAUUGGAAAAUCCCACUCUGUGAGGCAACACACACUCCAAUGCAGUAAUCUCUUUAGAGCCUGAUCAAUGCAGGUGGCAGUAGUGUGGCGCUCUUCGCAGCAGUCUGCGCCGUUGAACAGUGGCAAAGAAAUUCACAGUAAACAUAGACAUACAGUCGCUAUAUCAAGAGUAAACUGGGCUCGGAGAACCUCUACGGAAGGCACAGCUUUCCUCCCAUAGUGAUGUGUUUGUCUCAUCUGAGUUAGUAGUGGAGGUCCUCAUGUAAACCUCCCCCUCCCUUUCCUGGAAAGACCUCCACCGACCCGAUACCACCUCCUUCCUCCUCAUCUGCCUCCUCUUCCUCCCUCCAGCUGCCCCUGUGAUGCCUCCCUCGUGCUUUGGCUGUCUGUCACAGUACACCCAUCAUCAUCUGGUGGUUUUCCUCCUCACCUUCUUUAGCUAUGUGUUGCUGCAUGCAUCCAGAAAGACCUUCAGCAAUGUGAAGGUCAGCAUCUCGGCCCAGUGGACGCCGUCCGCCCAGAACGACAGCGCUCCUGCGUUCUAUCCGGACGAGACAUGGGAGAACCAUCACCUGUUUGCUGACGAAAAGCAGGCCACGCUUUUUUUGGGAGCUCUGGACUCGAUCUUCCUCUUCUCAUACGCGGUGGGUCUGUAUCUGAGCGGCAUCAUCGGGGACAGAGUCAACCUGCGCUACGUGCUCUGCUUCGGCCUGUGCGGAUCCGCCAUAGUGGAGUUCCUCUUCGGCACCCUGACCGAAUGGCUCCACGUCUACAACGUCUACCUGUACUGCAGCCUGUGGGUGCUGAACGGCCUGCUGCAGUCGGCCGUCUGGCCCUGCGUGGUGGCCGUCAUGGGCAACUGGUUCGGCAAAACGGGGCGUGGCUUUGUGUUUGGACUGUGGAGUGCCUGCGCCUCAGUGGGGAACAUACUGGGUGCCUUUCUGGCCUCAAGUGUGCUGAAGUACGGAUAUGAGUACGCCUUCCUGGUGACUUCUGUGGUGCAGUUUGCUGGUGGGGUGGUGGUGUUCUUUGGCCUCCUAACCUCGCCGAAAGAAGUCGGUUUGCACUUGGAGUUGGAAACUGGACUGAGCCCGGUAGAGACGGACACGGACAGCCACAGACCGCUGAUGAGUGACGAGGAGGAGGAUGAACAGGAAGUGGAGACGUACAGCCAACGAUGCCGUGCGGAUCAGCCACCGGAGGAGCCUGUGGACGAGCCUCCUCACGCCAUUGGCUUUUUCCAGGCGUUCUGCCUUCCUGGAGUCCUGCUAUACUCCUUGGCGUACGCGUGCCUGAAGCUGGUCAACUACUCCUUCUUCUUCUGGCUGCCGUUCUACCUGAGCAACAACUACGGGUGGAAGGAGGCCAAGGCCGACCGGCUGUCUGUGUGGUACGAUGUCGGCGGAAUCGUGGGGGGAACCCUUCAAGGUCUGAUCUCUGACUUCAUGGGGAAGAGAGCGCCUGUGUUGGUCUUCAGCCUCGUUAUGGCAAUGGGCUCCCUGGUGGGAUACAGCCGUUCUCCUAAUGACAAGGUGAUCAACGCAGUGAUCCUGGCGAUCACUGGCUUCUUCAUCGGCGGGCCGUCCAACAUGAUCAGCUCGGCCAUUUCUGCAGAUCUGGGGAGACAGGACAUCCUGAGGGGCAGCCAGGAGGCCCUGGCAACCGUCACCGGGAUAGUGGAUGGAACCGGGAGUAUAGGAGCUGCUGUAGGACAGUACCUGGUGUCGCUAAUUGAGAGCAGGCUGGGCUGGAUGAGUGUUUUCUACUUCUUCAUCGUCAUGACAGGGGGCAGCAUUGUCUUCAUCGCGCCGCUGCUUGUUAGAGAACUGCGAGACAUGUGGAGAGACAGGCGAGCUCUGCGCCACCAGCUCUGAGAGCCCGACCGUCGGCUCCGGUUCUGCUCAUUAGGUUGGUACCAGGAUCCAGAAGGUUCGCUGUCAGCCAGAACAGAAACAUUAAAACGUACUGUAAGACUUCACUGAGCUCAAUACAGGGAGGGUUUAGCUGGAGUGCCUGAGGAAUAUGGAGGGAUUUGGCCUGAGCCAUACUGGUGUACAUAUUUUAAUGCUGUAAAUGAAUGUAAAUACUUCUCUUUUUCCUUAUGCACUUCAGUUGAUAUGAGUCUUAAAUCAGGAAUGUAAACUUGAGGCCUGAGGUUAAAAUGACAAAUGUGAAUAGUGAUUGUAGUUUUGUAAUCUUGCAUUCAGAUUUGAGUUUCCUUAAUCGGUCUGAAAAUACUUCAGCGAACCACUUUAAUCUUCGUCUUUGUUUACAAUCCGGGGGAACCGGUCCUGUCGUUCGCUUACGCCACCAACUCAUUUUGUUUUCGCUUUCUUUUCUCAGAAAUGUUUACACUUUUAGUUUCUGUUUCUUAAUUUGUGCAUAACUCAAUCCCUUUAAAUGUGGCGUGGCGUGCUUUGUAGGUUUAAACUCACAGCAGCCUCCACAUUUAUCUAAGCCCUCAUAAAAAAACCCUCAGAUAAAUGUAUCUUUUUGUUCUGUAGCCUAAACUUGCACCAUAAAAAGAUGCUUUAACUCUCAGUGAGGGUUGGGUAUAUCCCCCUACAUCUUUUAUUGGCUUUUUACAAACCCAAUAAAACUAUUUAAAGCAACAAGCAGUUCUUUAAAGAAUCACCCAGAUUAAAACAAUCUAAUUUUAUACAUAUAUUUUUUAUGGAGUUAAUUUGAGUGGAAAAAGCUUGAAAAGAAGUGAAACAAUACUUUUUCAGAAUUGGAAGCUAAUUUUAGCAUUUGGCUACAUGUCCUUUGGAGCAUCCAGCUAAUAAAACUCCACUACGUAGAUGUUAGGUGCCUAAAUAUUUUAAAUUGUUUUUUAUAUUUCAAUGAAGAUUUUCGUAUACAUUUGGUUUCCUCAUCCUAAUUUAUCAUAGUUCUGGUUGUUUUCAAUAUUUUAAAUUAUUGGCAGUAUGGACAGGUGAAGAUGAUCAGGGCUUUUGCUAUUUUAUAAGACCGAUGAAGAACAUCUGUUUCAUCUCCCAAUUUUAAGAAAAAAUUGACAUUAGAAACUUCUCAAAUUUAAGUAUUCAUUUAUUUAAAAAAAUAUGUGGUUAAAUUGUAUACCGUAUAUCCCUAAUGUAUUUCAGUCCAAAGAGCAAAGAAAUUUUGUCAAGACCCACUAAACCUUUUUAACUCUUGGUGAGAAAAAAAAAAUCUGUUUGUCCACCAAAUAAAACUUGGUUUUAUGAAAACAAAUUAAUCUUUUUUUUUUUUUUUACAUUUAAGAGUGAAAAUUAACAGUUUUGCAAGGAUAAAAGUCUUCGUCUCAUAAAAUGAGGCCAUUUGAGUCCUUUCCAAAUAUAAAAACUGUAGAAGAGCAGUUGGCCGCUUAAAAAUACAGGACAAGCUUGAAACGGAACAGAAGGAGAUUAACACUAAAAUUAUUUUUGAUUUUUGUUUUUUCCUGUCAUUUGGUCGAAAACUGCUUUCCACAAACGCCAGCAUCGCAUGGAGGAAAAUGUUUCCUUAAUUACGCAUUUCAAAUUAAUUACUUUGAGAGUAAUUAAUUUUACUUUAAGUAAAAAAUUUUCCAUCAUUGCUGCAGAGAAAAUAAUUAGCUGUAUCUUUAUCCAGGCUGUGCCCUGAGACUUUACAUUUAUUUUUGGCGAACUGUAAAAUCAAACCUUUAUGAACAGUGCAAUCAAAAAUAUUCAAUUUUGCCAGUUGCCAACUUCUUUUCAUGACUAGAAGUACAUAUCAUAAUCGAAAAUGAUUUUAUUUAUUUUUUGUUGCAUUAAUUUUAAUGCUGUCUGAUAUCAGGUCAUUAUAUAUUCAACCAUAACUCUGUUUAUGGGAGGAGCCAAACACAUGUAACAGAUUGUAAAAUAAUUAGGUGUGAAAUUUCUCUUCUGUAUUUUUUUUAAUGGUUUUGUUUAUGUGCAUCUUUUAACUGUAACUUCUAUUUCUGUUUGAAAUAAAUGCAAAGUCGCCUUCAAGCUGCGAGCAGCUUUGCGUCAGGUCCACUAGGGGGCGCAGGUUAAACUUCAAAUUCCACCUUUUCUUUGGAUUCUCCCAAAGCCAGUCAUGCGAGAUCUACAGCAGUGUGAUUUCUCCUCAUAUUUAUUUAUUGAUGAGACAAACCAAACGAAAUGUGUUAUGAAAAGCAGGAGAGCAACAGUACAAAUAUUAUCCAAAAAGAUGGUGAUACAAAGAUACAUGAACCAGCAUUAAAUUACAGUAGAAUUAUUACAAAAUGGUGUACAAAUAUCUUACAUUCAUGCAUGUACAAAAUAAAAUAAAACUAUUAUUUUGCUAAAGCUGCAAAAUAAUAGUUUUCAACCUCUGGAAACGGAUUCAUUGUUUUAUUUAAAUUUUAUUUUUUUCAAUAGACUUCAACAAGGAAUAAUGUGGCUACAAUAAGCUGAAAGUUUCAGUCUGAAGCUGAGUCUGCUGCCCUGUGUCUGUUUUCCGCAGUUUUCGCGAUCACAAUAAAAGUAGUUCUUGGAUAAAUAGUGCAAAGAUAUAUAUAUUUUUUUUUUUUGUAAGAAAUCUGACUUUAUAGUUAGGAGAAAAAAAUAUAAGAAACUUUGAAUUAUGUUCAAAGUUUGAAGACUCUUGGCACACAUUGACAGAUUCAUCAUUAAGCUACUAGACAAAAAAGAUGGAAAAGAAACUUUGAUCGAGAUUUAGGGGUUUGGGUGUGACAUUUUCUCAGGACGGUCUGUAUUUUUUUUAACCCACUCCCCCCUCGAUGCCGCUGCACUUACUCCAUCUAUUCUGGGAAAGACGUCAUAUGAAAAGUGAAGCAAAACAAAAGCGGUCAAACCCACCCGCCCACCCCGUGUUCUGACACACUGACUCUUUUCUUCACCACAACAAAACACGACUCUCUCUGUAGUCUUUGCUUUCAUGGCCGCCAAACACAAACAAACUCAGCUUUUUAGCUUGAAUAACCUUAUUGAGGUAGUAAGAGAGGAUAAAUCCAGCAUAUGGCUAUUUGUUUUUAAUUACUGCUGCAAUAUCCUGUUGAAAAAACAAUCCAGUGGUGUCGAGUUUUCUUUUUUUUUUUUCCCACUAAUGUUCACUAGAACUGCUAAUCCUGCUUUGUUUGAACGACAUCACAAGAGGCACAAGACCUGGAAACACAGGAAUAGAUGAAAAAAUGUAAUAAAAUACAAUACAGCAUAAUCAAAACAACUUGUAUCUGUGGUCUAAUGUGAUGCCUUCAGGGGCCUGUCUGCAUUAAACCUGUUUUUUAAUGUCAUUUUACAACAAGAUGGUAAAAAAUAAAAAUAAAAAAUGGUGACAGAUUAUUGGAAAUUCAUUUGAUUUUUUUGAAGUCUAUGCUCUAGAAAAACUGAAGCAGAUGCAGUUUGGUAUUUUAAAGCCCCUUAAGCAAUUUAAAGUGAACUAGUUUGGGAUUUGUUGCUCUUAGUUGCUAACGCAUCGGUUGCUUUGGUCAAUCUUUUUGCAACUUGUCACAAACCCUCGCAUGCAUGCAGAAUCGAGGAUCUGGAUUGCAACAGAACAGGCGAGCUGGACUCUUCAUAUAAAAACUCUUUCGAAGGAAAACAAAAAAAACAAAAGCAGAAGUAAAAUAUUUGACUUCUCUGAGCUAUGAAAACACAACGCUGCGUUUCCCUUAAUGAGUAAAAAAAAAAAAGUGGAAAAUGCUACAUAUUACAAGUAAAAUGCUGACUAAGUCACAGCAAACAGGAUUUUUCAUCACAUUGCCAAAAUAUUACUAAGCAAAAAUAGAAGUUUGCCUUUUGUACAUUAUUUUGUCGUGUUAAACUGUGACGUUUAAAUGACUUCUUGAGUAAAAUAUGCAAUACCUCGCAAAGGAUUCAUAGGUUUUGAAUUUGGAGUUUUACUGAGAUCAUUAGACAGUUUUUACUAUUUUAAGCAAUUUCUGACUGCAUCGUUUUUCCACUGUCGGAUCCCAGUCACAUUCAUUUAGGUUUUAGGUUGUAAGUGAAAUAUGUUGAAUGCUAUUGUAAGGCACUGCAGUUCAGGGAGUUCUGGCACUUUAUUUUACCUCGUUUUGCACAAUGGACAGUCAUCUUUUUACAUAUAUAUAUAUAUAUAUAUAUAUAUAUAUAUAUAUAUAUAUAUA
This is a messenger RNA of Gambusia affinis (western mosquitofish), 6328 nucleotides long. It is a transcript of the gene slc37a3, whose product is annotated as solute carrier family 37 member 3. The record is from RefSeq and is a predicted model, not a curated record. NCBI's taxonomy places the organism in Eukaryota, Metazoa, Chordata, Actinopteri, Cyprinodontiformes, Poeciliidae. Gene Ontology annotation, molecular function: transmembrane transporter activity. Gene Ontology annotation, cellular component: endoplasmic reticulum membrane. Gene Ontology annotation, biological process: transmembrane transport. The transcript has 17 exons. Bases 618 to 2129 code for a protein of 503 amino acids.